Molecule: messenger RNA, 4222 nt
Organism: Geodia barretti
Lineage: Eukaryota; Metazoa; Porifera; Demospongiae; Tetractinellida; Geodiidae
Source: the annotation of a GenBank genome assembly
ACCACGCCCUCUUCAAGCAGGAGGUCCGCUCGGCAUGCCGUGCAUUGCUUGCACGCUGCUCGCUGUAGGGUUAUAGUGUAGUAGUGUGAUCUUUUGGUAUCUGUGUGGAGCCGUGCAGUAGAGAAACCAUGCCCCUGAACCCUCGAUUGAGCCCUCGAUCGAGCCCUCGAUCGUCGGCAACAGUCGCCCUGGUCUGUAGCGUCGUACUCUUGUCUCUCCUGGAGCCAUCCACAGGGUUCCCCGUGUUCUCCAACAGCCGAGGAGCUCUGAAACGCGAUAAACGGACCGAGAGCUGUCAGGAACUGAAAAUCGCCCGGGAAUCAAAACUGGCAGAGGGAUCUCUACAACCGCCUUGGGACAGCGCCGAGCUGGAACAGUUCGUGUGGUUUACCACGCAACAUGGGGAGAGGGAGGAAGGCAAAGCUGAGGGAGGCGGGGAAAGGGAGAUGGAGAUGUGCAAGGUUGGGAGCUUGGAAGAUGAUGUGAUUAUUUUGAUGGACAGCGCCCAAUUGCCUGUGAGGGUUCGGUAUAUCUUAUUCCCUACGAUGUGGUCUAUAUCAGAUGGUCCAGUCACUGUGAGGGUUACUUGUGCCCACGAUCCUUCUCCUAGAUGCUUCACCCUUCUCUCAGAUGAGCACACAUCUUCCUCUGAGAUCAGACUCCGUCGAGCUGCUCAAGACACUCACCACUCCACCUCCCUCCCUGAUGGGGAAAAAGCCACCGCCACAACCAGUACCAGUGGUAACAAGAGAGGAGUGGUGUGGCUGUGUGUUAGUGCUGCUGGAUUGGUCGGACUGCUAGCUGCUCUUGCAAUGUGUGCUCACAGCUCACAGCAGUACGAGCCUGAAGUCUCAGACAACAGCGGUGACAACCUUACUCUGACCACAUACAGGACCACUGAUGAGAUUGCUGCCCCAAGUGAGUCCACUACUACUGCGGCCUCUAAGAGUGAAUCGAUGGUCAAUCUCCUAAACGAGGGGUCGGCCUCUUUUGACCAGCCAGGGAGCUCCGAAGGCAAAUCGGCCACCUCUUCGAUGGCCUCCGGCGAAGGAGCCAAACUCGCAGCUUCGCAGCAGUCCGGAUCCCAGGAGCCCCUAGUGCAGCCUGGGAAAGAGACCAGCAAAGACUCACACCUCCCAACGCUAGAAACUGCAGACAGACCCAGACGAGUAGAGGGUGCACAAGUGGGAGAAGAGGGAAGAGAAGAUGAGGACGGAGGUGGGUAUGCCUGUGUGAAGAAACCAAGCGGUAAAUAUGACUAUGUGGACAAGACGGCCAGCAAUGGCAAACAAAACGGCGAAGACGAGGCUGGGUAUGCGUAUGCCACAGUUCGUGGUGCCAGGGGGGAGGGUUCUGCCCCACCUGCUCAGCCUACUGGCAAUGUUGGUGGUGCUGGGGAAGUAGGUGGCAGAGGAGGCAGAGAAGACAAGGAGAAGGGCUCUGGGCUCCCUCCAUAUGGUAAGGUGACCAGACACAUGGUCCCUGUGGCUAAGAAAAGUGGGUACAGUGAGGUACGGACAUCUUCGCCCAUGCUGCCACCGGGGAGACCGCGAGCUGUGACCGAGCCUGUGGACCCUGAUAGCCACGAACGAGAGGGGAAGGGGAGGGGGGUGAGGGACGAACGAGCUUUCACAGAGUCGGCGGCCCACCUCCCACUGCCUCAGAUUCCCAAACUCGACGUAAGUGACGAGACGUACGACAGCAUUCCAGACGAGCUUCGCAAUGGUGCCUCCACGCCAGCAGACGGUGCAGGUGACAGAUCCUUAGGUAGUGCUGCAGAACCCAAUGGUUCUCCAGUCCGUGAGAGUCUAUACGAGUCGGUUGAAGUGGACGAUGCGGGAAAUGUUGAAGUCGACGAGGACAUGUACGAAAGUGUUCCUGAAGAUAUGAAACCAAACGUUGCCUCUGCGAGUUCCCCAGACACCCUGUCACCCAUCUCACCCCUCCCUCCUCCACCGAGGUCACCGAGCAUCAACCGCACAAAGACAGAGGGGGCGAUGACCACCACUCCUCCUGCAUCUCCACUGACGAAAGAGAGACCCGAGGAUGAGGUGAAGAAGAAGGGCAAGGAGCAUGUCGGGAAGGAGACCAAGAGUGAGCAGAAGAAACACAAAGCUCUGAGUAAAGCAAAGAGUGACACUGUAACCGAAUCACGCGGGCGCUCCCUGUCGAGUUUGUUCACAAGAAAAAAGCCUGGAAACAUUGCGGCUAGUAACACUCCUUCGUCUCCAAAGGCAAAAAAGCAGCACGAACCACUUCCGAAAGUCCCCACAGUAGGUGCGGUCCCAUCUCCGACACACCUUCCUCCGUCACCCCCGCCCAUGCCCGCCCCGCCCCCUCCAGACGAGGAGCAAGAAGAAGAAGACGAAUACCCCGAUGACAGUGCCUACGACAUGAUCGAAGUUCUUAACCCUCGGGGCGCCGCACUCCUCAAAAACGGCAAUGCUGCAAAGGCAAAGUCGGCAUCGCUUCCUUCGAGCAUGCGAACAGCUGGUCCCAGCAUGCUGCAUCAUGGUCACGGCCCUCUCCCAGACCUACCUGAAGAGCCGGCCGGAGGUCUUGUCGCCCGUCAGCGCGUCCACGAAGAUAUGGACCCUGAGUACGACACGGUCGUGUUGGGACAAUUUACGAACGACCCAAGCUACGAUUCGGUCCAGGUUGGGCACGGCGGAGAGGCCAUGCCAAAGUUAGAGCCGGCCGAACCUCCCAGUACACCGCCACCUCCAGCGGCAGCUGCGGGGGGAGAAGGAGCGGGAGGCCAGACUCCAGCCAACAAAUAUGCCAGAGUCUCUUCCCACGCCGCGGUGGACAGCACUUUCUCCCCACCCGACCUCUCCGCGUAUGCACCGGAGCACGAUGAACUCGGGUACGCCAUGAUCCCCGCUCACCUCAAGAUCAGAAAGAGAGCAAUGUCGGAUGCAGCGAUGAAAAAGGGCGAAGAAAGGAAAAAGUCUCGGCCAAAGAGUGUUGAAAUGGUGGAUGACUUACCUGUUUCCUCUGAUGUACCACUCGAUGCAGGAGAAGGAGAAGAUAUGCAACCUGUCCCCAGCCCACCGAUGGAACCAGAGUAUGAAUCGGUGACAGACGCAUUGAAGAAUGUUUCUGAGGAGGGGCCUGCUGCUGUUGGGAAAAAAGAGACUCCGUAUGCAUCUGUGGACAUGGCUGCAAAACGAAAGUCGCAAUUCCUGAAACAGCAGUCUGGUGCUGCAAAUGACGCCGAGGAAUCCCUCGUGCGCGAAGCUUCUCCGAAUCCUCCACCCCUCCCUCACCAGGGAGACCUCGGAGACCUCUCGGAGUUUCAGAGACCACCGGUGCCCCGCCAGGCAGAGGGUUCUCUUGAACUCAUCGACCCCAGCGGCAGCGACCUUCAGCCCCCGUCUAGCGGCAUCGUUAACCCAUACAGCCAGAUCGACUUGUUUGCCAACGACCCUCCCUACGCAUCUGUCAAGAAGAAAGAACAAGAGGAACAGACAGGUGAAGAGAGUAAAGCGGAAGUGGGAGAUGGAGAGGAGAAUCCAUACUCGAUUGUACUGGACAAUAGCUAUGGGAUAGUGUCAUCGCCUGACCAGAGUGACCCUCCAUAUGCUAAAGUCCAGAAAGGGAGAGUGGUUGGAGGUAAAGAGGAGAGAGAUGAAGAAAAUCCGGGACCAGGUUACGCAAAGGCUGGCUCCAAACGCUUAGCAGAGGACGGUAGCUUUGAGCCGGAAAAUGGCGCUCAUUUCUCAGACAACGGAGAUGGAGAUGAGGAUACGUAUGAUAGACUGGAUCACGGGUUGGGUUCAACGUCGUGUCGGGCCGCGUUAGCCACAAGUCCAGGACCUGACGGAGAUAGCGAGUACUCGACUGUGACUGUCGAUUUCUCGACUUCCCCCGAAUUAGUUGUAACGCAUACAGACAGUGUGAGACGCGAAGAAAACGGCGUCGUCCGACAAGUGGAAGAGACUACAAUCAGUUUCGCAGAAUAGUCUUUGUAUCAUACAGUAUAGCUUUCCUGCUGGCUUGAUUCGCACGUAUGUUUAAUGUUUCCUUUUUGUAUGUAAAACCGGCUAAAAAAUUCAUAAUAAUUAUUAGCUGUCUCUUUCCGUCUUUUUUCAUGUAUAUAGAAGAAUUUUUUGGGUGCUGUAUUGUUAUACCAACAGAGACUGUGCUGCAUGCAGCUUGCUCUAUUUUGUGCCAAAUGAUGGCCAAAAAUGGUUUAUCAUGCACAGAAUCACGAAAUAAU